AUGGAUGUAUCCACUCACUGCGCUGCAUGUCAUGGACCAAGGGCCCAUGUUCCCCCCCUCACUUGGAGAGGAAAAGAAGCAGCAAUUUUGGCGCCGGAUGGUUGCUUUUUGAUAGCCAUUAGAAGACGGGGCUGGGAGGGGCUAGAACCCGGAACGCAGCAUUGCGGUGGGCAGCGGGCGAGGGGCCAACGUUCAGCGGUCAAGGAGGAUAUUGAGAUGGCAUAGCAUGUCUGGUUCUGGUGCGCUUUGCUUGCCGAAACCACGAUGAGGAGGGAUGGAGACGGGAGACUGUGCAACGUUGGGAAGUGCUGUCUUGUCUCCAGCACCUUAAUCUCAGGUACCUUACAUGUUUUCC
Messenger RNA from Colletotrichum destructivum, 355 nucleotides. RefSeq lists its product as uncharacterized. The transcript has a single exon. Lineage: Eukaryota; Fungi; Ascomycota; Sordariomycetes; Glomerellales; Glomerellaceae. The coding region runs from base 1 to 225 and encodes 74 amino acids. The record is from RefSeq and is a predicted model, not a curated record.